AUGCUGAGCUCAGUCUGCGUCUCGUCCUUCCGCGGGCGCCAGGGGGCCAGCAAGCAGCAGCCGGCGCCAACGCCGCAGCCGCCCGAGUCCCCGCCGCCGCCACCGCUGCCGCCGCAGCAGCAGCAGCCUGCGCAGCCCGGCCCCGCCGCGUCCCCGGCGGGCCCCCCGGCACCCCGCGGGCCCGGGGGCCGGCGCGCCGAGCCAUGCCCCGGGCUGCCGGCGGCGGCCAUGGGGCGGCACGGCGGCGGCGGUGGCGACAGCGGCAAGAUCGUGAUCAACGUGGGCGGCGUGCGCCAUGAGACGUACCGCUCGACGCUGCGCACCCUGCCGGGGACGCGGCUGGCCGGCCUGACGGAGCCCGAGGCGGCGGCACGCUUCGACUACGACCCGGGCGCCGACGAGUUCUUCUUUGACCGGCACCCGGGAGUCUUCGCGUACGUGCUCAACUACUACCGCACUGGCAAGCUGCACUGCCCGGCCGACGUGUGCGGACCCCUGUUUGAGGAGGAGCUCGGCUUCUGGGGCAUCGACGAGACCGACGUGGAGGCCUGCUGCUGGAUGACCUACCGGCAGCAUCGCGACGCUGAGGAGGCGCUCGACUCCUUCGAGGCGCCCGACCCCGCAGGCGCCGCCAACGCCGCCAACGCCGCCGGCGCCCACGACGGAGGCCUGGACGACGAAGCGGGCGCGGGCGGCGGCGGCCUGGACGGAGCGGGCGGCGAGCUCAAGCGCCUCUGCUUCCAGGACGCGGGCGGCGGCGCCGGGGGGCCGCCAGGGGGCGCGGGCGGCGCGGGCGGCACGUGGUGGCGCCGCUGGCAGCCCCGCGUGUGGGCGCUCUUCGAGGACCCCUACUCGUCGCGGGCUGCCAGGUAUGUGGCCUUCGCCUCCCUCUUCUUCAUCCUCAUCUCCAUCACCACCUUCUGCCUGGAAACCCAUGAGGGCUUCAUCCAUAUCAGCAACAAGACGGUGACCCAGGCCUCCCCGAUCCCCGGGGCACCUCCGGAGAACAUCACCAACGUGGAGGUGGAGACGGAGCCCUUCCUGACCUACGUGGAGGGGGUGUGCGUGGUCUGGUUCACCUUCGAGUUCCUCAUGCGCAUCACCUUCUGCCCGGACAAGGUGGAGUUUCUUAAAAGCAGCCUCAACAUCAUUGACUGUGUGGCCAUCCUGCCCUUCUAUCUCGAGGUGGGCCUCUCGGGCCUCAGCUCCAAGGCUGCCAAAGACGUGCUGGGCUUCCUGCGGGUGGUCCGCUUUGUCCGCAUCCUGCGCAUCUUCAAGCUGACCCGGCACUUCGUGGGGCUGCGCGUGCUGGGACACACGCUCCGCGCCAGCACCAACGAGUUCCUGCUGCUCAUCAUCUUCCUGGCCCUGGGAGUGCUCAUCUUCGCCACCAUGAUUUACUACGCUGAGCGCAUUGGCGCCGACCCCGAUGACAUCCUGGGCUCCAACCACACCUACUUCAAGAACAUCCCCAUUGGCUUCUGGUGGGCCGUGGUCACCAUGACGACCCUGGGCUAUGGAGACAUGUACCCCAAGACAUGGUCGGGGAUGCUGGUUGGGGCGCUGUGUGCCCUGGCGGGGGUGCUGACCAUCGCCAUGCCCGUGCCCGUCAUUGUCAACAACUUUGGCAUGUACUAUUCACUGGCCAUGGCUAAGCAGAAGCUGCCCAAGAAGAAGAACAAACAUAUCCCCCGGCCCCCGCAACCGGGCUCGCCCAACUACUGCAAGCCUGACCCACCCCCGCCACCCCCGCCCCACCCACACCACGGCAGCGGGGGCAUCAGCCCGCCGCCACCCAUCACCCCACCCUCCGUGGGGGUGACUGUGGCCGGGGCCUACCCAGCGGGGCCCCAUGCGCACCCCGGGCUGCUCAGGGGGGGAGCGGGUGGGCUGGGGAUCAUGGGGCUGCCUCCUCUGCCGGCCCCUGGUGAGCCUUGCCCGUUGGCUCAGGAGGAGGUGAUUGAGAUCAACCGGGCAGAUCCUCGCCCCAAUGGGGAUCCGGCAGCAGCUGCGCUUGCCCACGAGGACUGCCCAGCCAUUGACCAGCCCGCCAUGUCCCCGGAAGACAAGAGCCCCAUCACACCUGGAAGCCGUGGCCGCUAUAGCCGGGACCGAGCCUGCUUCCUCCUCACCGACUAUGCCGCUUCCCCUGAUGGCUCCAUCCGAAAAGCCACUGGUGCUCCCCCACUGCCCCCCCAAGACUGGCGUAAGCCAGGCCCCCCAAGCUUCUUGCCCGACCUCAACGCCAACGCCGCGGCCUGGAUAUCCCCCUAGUGGACGAACCCCCUCCCCCUGGGGUUUUUUUUAAAAAUUCAAUCAGGAAAAUGGAGGGCAUACCCAGAACACUUCUGGGUGCAGAAUGGGGAGAGAAAGGCUCAGCCAUCCAUCCAUGCCCCUGUGAAUUCAGCCAGUGCUUAGACAGCACCCACGCGUCCCAGGUACUGGGCAUGGGGAGUUCAACCGUGAACAAAAUCCAUGCCCCCAGGAGCUUCCGCUUUGGAGCAGGAGGCAGACACGGACCUAGAAAGUCAUGGUUUGAGGCGAUACAUGCUAAAAUGGAGGGAGCACAGACAGUAAGAGGAGCACUAGAAACUCCCAGGGGGCAGGGCCGGGCAUCAGGGAAGACUCGAUAUCUGCAGUGGGGCCUUAAGGUUGAGCAGGAGUUCUGACCACACGCAGAGGAAGAAAUCCCAUCCACAGGAAUGGCUGGAGGGAACCGCAGGACAGAGCUUAGGAGACUAGACCAUAGAGGGAGGAUUCUCAGGUAGAGAUGAGGCAGGCUCCAGGCUGAGAGGCUGCAGCCUUGUGUAGGGGCCUGGGGAGGAGGCAGGUGAGCUGGGAGGGGCAGCUCUGGGGUCUUGUGAUGGGAGGCUGGAAGUCAGGAGGCUGGAGAGGAGGCUGAGGUGACAGGUGGAAGCCUGAGCUGGGGCCAGGGCUGGGAGGAUGGAGAGGAAGGGACGAGGCCGAGAGACUCAGGGGUCAGGGAUCAGAAGGGACAGGCUGGGGGGCUGCCGGCCAUGCAGAAGUGAGGGGGAUAGAGUGUGGUGCUAUUUAGUAGAUGAAUCAUUCAGCAGAUAUCACCAAGUACUUACCACAUGCUAGGAAUUUAACAUAUAUUCUUUAAUCCUUGUAACAACCCGAGCCAACUCCUAGCUCCUUUCAUUCAUGUAUUCGAUCCAUUCAUUCACUGUUUCAGCAACUGAUUCUUUUUUUUUUUUUUUUUUGAGAGUGUCUUGCUAUGUCACCUGGGCUGGAGUGCAAUGGUGCAAUCUCAGCUCACUGCAACCUCUGCCUCCUGGAUUCAAGCGAUGGGGUCUCGCUGUGUUGGCCAGGUUGGUCUUGAACUCCUGGGCUCAAGCAAUCCUCCUGCCUUGGCCUCCCAAAGUGCUAAGAUUACAGGCAUGGCCAUGGCCACAACUGAUUCUUGAGAACACAGUUGCAGGCACUACAGAUUUGGGAUAAAACAAAGCAUGAAUCUGCCAUCACGGUUUACAAUCUCUAGAUCGUAAGGGGUCAGCAAACUAACUCCAGCCUGAGGGCCUGAUCUUUCAGCCAUCUGUUUUUGUAAACAAAGCUUUACUGGAACACAACCAUGUUAAGCUACAACAGCAGAGUGGAAUAAUUGGGACAGAGACUAUAUAGCCCCUAUAGCCAAAGAGAUUUACUAUCUGGCCUUUUACAGGAAAAGUUUCUAGCCCCUCAUAGGGAGAAGCAGAAAAUAAGCAAUUAAGGCCAGGUGGGGUGGCUCACAUCUGUAAUCCCAGCACUUUGGGAGGCCUAGGACAGUGGAUCACUUGAGGUCAGGAGUUCGAGACUAGCCUGGCCAACAUGGUGAAACCCCAUCUCUACUAAAAAUACAAAAAUUAGCCGGGCAUGGUGGUGGGCACCAGUAGUCCCAGCGACUUGGGAGGCUGAGGUAGGAGAAUCACUUGAACCAGGGAGGCGGAGGUUGCAGUGAGCCAAGAUCACGCCACUGCAUUCCAGCCUGGGCUACAAACAGAGUGAGACUCCCUCUCAAAAAAAAAAAAAAAAAGAGAGAGAAGAAAAGAAGCAGUUAAGAUAAAGAUAAAAGAACAAGGCUAUUACUCUGGCCACUUCAGUUGAAGAGGUCUGGCUGGGCACAGUGGCUGCUGUCUAUAACCCCAGCACUUUGGGAGGCCAAGGUGGGAGUAUCAUUUGAGCCAGGAAUUUGAGACCAGCCUGGGCAACACAGCAAGACCAUUUCCUCAAAAACAAAAAACUUAGGUGUGGUGGUGCAUGCCUGUAGACCCAGUUACUUGGGAGGCUGAGGUGGGAGGACUGCUGAGCCCAGGAGUCUAGGAGGCUCCAGUGAGCCAUGAUUGUGCCAUGGUGCUCCAGCCUGGGGGGACAGAGUAAGACCCUGUCUCUGGGGAAGAAAAGGAGUUCUGCAAAGGACUUUUUGAGGAGGUGACACAGAACCUGGAGGGUGAAAAGGGCCAGGCAGGCAGAAGAAACAGCAAGUGCAAAGGCCCUGAGCUGCCCGGGGGAGGGGGUGGAAGAUGAGCUUGGCUUGUUUAAGGGACAGCAAAGAGCGCAGUGACGCUGAUCCCAGUGGCCAAGGGGAGAGGGCUGCUGGAGUCCAGGGAGAAAGAUCAGGAUGGGUUUUCGGCCAUGGUGAGGAGGUGGGACUUUAUCUUAAACGUGAAGGGAAGCCACCUGAAGGUAUGUGAUCCAUCACGCAUUCAUUCAACAACUGUCUAUGGAAUCUUCUUUAGAAAUGCAGAGACACAUCCUAAAGGAUCCCUGUCCACAGCCUAAGGAGAUACCAUAAGGGAACCUGAGGGGCCUCCAGGGAUGGCCUCACCUGAACCCCUGUGUUUCACAGACGUUCAAGGAAGGCCAUGACCAACCCACCACCCCAGGCCACAGAGCACAAGGGCCGAGACCCCAGGCUUCCGGGCUCCUAGUCCAGAGGGGGGACUGUCUGGCUCCUCUUGUUCCAUCCCCCCCACCUCUCCUUUUUGCAAUCCCCCCACCCCUGUCAUUGUCCAUUUCCAUCUCAUUACCUCCCCACUCCCCUCCCUGCUCCUAACUCCUCCCCCUGCUUGCACCCACUCCCAGUCCUUUACCUCCCUCUGUUCCCCACCCCCAGGUCUAGAGGGGCCCCUGUGGGAUUGAGGGGGAGAGGGUGUGGGGAGGGUGUGGGCCUAUGGGUGAGGGAGGAUUGGGGUGGGGGUGGCUGGGUGGGGGAGGUCCCUGCUUCUCUUGCCUAUGAUGCCAAAAUCCAUUCAUUGAACUCAAAUCAUGGCUGGAGCUGAUGGGGUGGGCUGAAGCCUCUACCCCUGGUGCCCUGGAUCCUUCCCCCUCCAGCCCUCCCCAAGCCUUCUCCUUGCUGUCCUUCAGCCCCACAACCCUCCCUCCCACAAGACCCCUUUGGCCUAUUGCCCCCCAUGCUCCUUCCCCCAAGAGUCUCUCCUACCACAGCCUUCCCUUCCCAACCUUUUUGUUUUUGUUUUUGAAAUGGGGUCUCACUCUGUCGCCCAGGCUGGAGUGCAGUGGCGCAAUCUUGGCUCACUGCAGCCUCUGCCUCCCAGGUUCAAGUGACUGUCCUGCGUCAGCCUCCAGAGUAGCUGGAAUUACAGGUGCCUGCCACCACGCCUGGCUAAUUUUUGGAUUUUUAGUAGAGAUGGGGUUUUGUUGGCCAGGCUGGUCUCGAACUCCUGGACUCAAGUGAUCUGCUUGCCUUGGCCUCCCAAAGUGCUGGGAUUACAGGUCUGAGCCACUGCG
Molecule: messenger RNA, 5748 nt
Organism: Symphalangus syndactylus (siamang)
Lineage: Eukaryota; Metazoa; Chordata; Mammalia; Primates; Hylobatidae
Gene: KCNC3
Product: potassium voltage-gated channel subfamily C member 3
Biological process (GO): potassium ion transmembrane transport; protein homooligomerization; action potential
Cellular component (GO): dendrite membrane; neuronal cell body membrane; presynaptic membrane
Molecular function (GO): delayed rectifier potassium channel activity; protein binding
Source: RefSeq, a predicted model, not a curated record